GCCGGGGGAGGGCGCUGGGCAGGAAGGGGAGGGGGAGCGCGCCCGAGAAAUGCAGAGGCUGCAGCGGCGGCGGCGGCAGUAGCGGCAGCGCUCCAACCCGCUCCCUCGCUCCGGGCUGCGCCGUCGAGCCGGGGACCGAGCCUCCGCCUGCGGCCAGCAGCCGGCCCGACCACUGCAGCCACCGGGGCCCGCGCGCGGCUCCGCGAUCACCCAGGGGCGGCACAGGCACCCCACAGCCGAACUCCGAGAUGGGCGGCAAGCUGAGCAAGAAGAAGAAGGGCUACAACGUGAACGAUGAGAAGGCCAAGGACAAGGACAAGAAGGCCGAGGGCGCCGGCGCCGAGGAGGAGGGGACCCCCAAGGAGAACGCGGCGCCCGCCGCCGCCGCCGCCGCCACGGGCGAGGUGAAGGAGGGCGCCAAGGCGGAGCCCGCCGAGCCCGCCCCCGCCGAGGAGCCCGCGGCCGCCGACAAGGGCCCCGCGCCCGCCGCGCCCCAGGAGCCCGCGGCCGCCGCGCCCAAGGCCGAGCCCGAGCCGGCCGAGCCCCCGGCCGAGCCCGCGGCCCCGGCGGCGGCGGCGGCGGCAGGGGCGGGGGGCACGGAGGCCGCCCCCCAGCCCGACGAGCAGGGCCCCGACGCCAAGACUGAGGCGCCCCCCGCGCCCGCCAGCGCGGCCGAGACCCAAAGCGACGCGGCACCCGCCGCCUCGGACUCGAAAGCCGGCGGCGAGCCCGCCCCCGCCUCCAAGGAGCCCCCUUCGGAAGCCCCCAGUUCCACGCCCAAGGCCCAGGCCCCCGCAGCCCCCGCAGACGACGCCGCCGCCGCCGCCGCUGCCGAGGAGCAGAAGACCCCCGACGCCCCCGCCGCCAGCUCCGAGCAGAGCGUGGCCGUGAAGGAGUAACAAGGACAGCUCUGGCGGGGGGACCAGCAGAGGAAGAGGAACCCAGCUUCAAACCCAGCCCCUCUCCCCCCCUCUCCCCUCCCCUCUCUACCCCUCCUCCCCCCCUUCUCCUCCCCCCCUGCGCUCUCUCUUUCUCUCUCUCUCUGUCUCACGCCCCUCUCUCUGUCUGUCUCUCUCGCUUAUACUAACUUGUUUCACAUUGGAAGUGAUGAUAUGUAUUGCCCAAGAACAAGACAAAACGACCACCAACACACACACACACACACGCACACACACGCACACACACAUACACACACACACUCACACUCACACCAAGAGAAGGAGGUUGGCCCAUCAUGGGAGGGAGGGGGUGGGGAGAAUCCAAAUAGUAUUUUUGUGGGGAAAUAUCUAAUAUACCUUCAGUCACCUGGACCAGUCCGUCCGUCCCGAAUUGGAAGCUCCGAGUCUGAGAGUCCGGCCCACCUCUGGUCCCCCCCCCGAACUGCCGAAACCAUCACCGCACCCCGCCCGCCGAGGUCCGAGUUCUCUUCACCCAGGACGGACGGGGCAGUGGGGGGGGGGGGGGUGACAGUGGGAGAUGCUGCCCCGCAAGGCGCGUGCCAAGGCAAUCAGACCUUUCCCGAAAGCAGUAUUUUUCGGUGUUUUCCUUUUUUAAUUUACAGCUUUUCUUCUUUUGAUAUUUUUUUAAUGUCGUGGAUGAAUGCCAACUUUCAGAAAACCCACUUAGCUUGUCUACACGUAUCUCUAGGCCAAUACUUCAUUCUUCCCCACCCCAGGUCUUCUUGGGAGUAACAAACAUUCUCUCAUCCUACUUAGCCUCCCUAGAUUCCUCAUGACGAGUUAAUGCAUGUCCGUGGUUGGGUGCACCUGUAGUUCUGUUUAUUGGUCAGUGGAAAUGAAAAAAAAAAAAAAAGUCUGCGUGCAUUGCAGUUCCAGUUUCUCUUCUUCCAUUCUGUGUAACAGACACCAACACACCACUCAUUGGAAAAUGGGAAAAAAUUUAAAAAGAAAAAAAAAACACAAAAAAAGUACAAUGGAUGCAUUGAAAUUAUAUGUAAUUGUAUAAAUGGUGCAACAGUAAUAAAGUUAAACAAUUAAAAAGAAAUAGCAAA
Sorex araneus (European shrew) is the source of this 2011-nucleotide messenger RNA. RefSeq names its product brain abundant membrane attached signal protein 1 (gene BASP1). Gene Ontology annotation, cellular component: nucleus; cytoplasm. The coding region runs from base 249 to 899 and encodes 216 amino acids. Gene Ontology annotation, biological process: negative regulation of DNA-templated transcription. Lineage: Eukaryota; Metazoa; Chordata; Mammalia; Eulipotyphla; Soricidae. The record is from RefSeq and is a predicted model, not a curated record. Gene Ontology annotation, molecular function: transcription cis-regulatory region binding; transcription corepressor activity. The transcript is spliced from 2 exons.